This is a messenger RNA of Fibroporia radiculosa, 4485 nucleotides long. RefSeq lists its product as uncharacterized. Gene Ontology annotation, molecular function: protein binding; translation initiation factor activity; mRNA binding. The coding region runs from base 1 to 4485 and encodes 1494 amino acids. The record is from RefSeq and is a predicted model, not a curated record. The transcript has 6 exons. Lineage: Eukaryota; Fungi; Basidiomycota; Agaricomycetes; Polyporales; Fibroporiaceae. Gene Ontology annotation, cellular component: eukaryotic translation initiation factor 4F complex.
AUGAGCAAAUCCUCCACGGCUUCUGCAUCAAAGAUACCGACCCAGCUACCAUCCAAGUCAGCGUGGGCAAAGGGACCGCCGCAGAGCAACUCUUCAGCACCCUCACCACGUUCCCAGUCACCCGCACCAAAUCAGGGCGCCCCGCAACCGACUCACUCCAGACGACCCAGUGCGUUAGGUCAAGGCGUUUCUUUCAAAGAUGGUGUUGCAGGUGCACGCAGUCCCACGAGUGCUGUGAAGUCAGCGUCGUCGGUGACGUUCGGAUCGAUAGACGAUAUUACCGCUCCUAUCUCCUCCUCCCCCGCUGCUGUUCCAAUCAUCAAGUCCGAAGGCGUGAAGACAUUUGGGUCCGUCCCAGCGACACCCACCUCGGCUUCCGCCAAUGGCAAACCCACUAGCGCGGCAUCGGGCCCGCCAUUGUCACAGCCUCCUGUGACUCCUUCUACACCAUCAAAAUUCGACAUCAAAAAGCUCUUUCAGGUGCCAAGUAGUGCACCUGUGCCCACUAGUGCGGCCUCACAGUCGUCUGCUUCGCCGUCCAGUAGAACAUCAUCCUUGCCACAGUCAUCACCACAGAUCUCACACUCGCAGCCGUCUCAGUUGGGCGCGCAUUCAUAUCCCUUUGUCCCUUCAGGUGGCCCGCGACCACCACAAAAUGGUUCACAGCCGACGUCUGGAGCGCCGCCGCCACGCUCACCGGUAUUUCCACGACAGAUGCCCAAUGGGCAGGUUAAUGGCGUGAAUGGUCGGCCAGGUGGAGCACCGGGAGGGCCGGGUGCUGGGCCAGGAGCGAUUCCCGCCGGGAUGUCGAGUCCACGAAUGGGACCUCCUCAUCUUGGACAACCCACGGGGAUGCCUCCUCAGGUGCCAGUGCCAGGAUGGCCUGGGUACUACUAUCCCCCGCAAUAUCCUGGCAUGCCUCCUCCCGAGGCUUAUAUACCGUAUUCUCCUGGUUGGCAUGUUCCGCAGCACAUGGUCCCACCACCACACCAACAGGCACCUGGUCCACCUGGUCCUCAGCAUGGCGGAAUGCCCAUGUCCCCUCGUAAUGUUCCCCCUCCUCUCCAUACACCUGGAACGCCGACUCUGGCACCCGCUAUGCCCAACACCGCCCAUCCCCCACAUACGACACCUUCUCCUCAUUCACAUAAUGCCAGCCUGAGCAGUGUUUCUUCACCUCCUCCUACUCCCUCGUCCAGCACAUCGGCACCCGGUAUGAACCGCUUGAACUCGGGCGCAAGCGCGUUCGUCCCUCGGAAGACGCAUCCAGUCAAGAUUACGACUACAAAUGGGAUGGAAGUCAACCUAGAAAGCUACAAGAAGCAGGGCGUGACGCCUUCGCCUACAGUACCCAGCUCGCCAGCGCGGAAGUCGAUGGUCCGAAUGGAGACGCCAGAGGCGAAGGAGAGGCGACUCGCUGAAGAGAAAGAGAAGGAGCGUCAGAAGAAGGAUGCCGAGGAGAGAGUGAAACGCGAGGAGGAAGAGAGGAAGAAGAAGGUGCGCGAGGAAGAGGAGAGGAAGAAAGCUGCAGAGGAGGAGCGUGUGCGCAAAGAGAAGGAGGAUGAGGAGCGUGCGCGCAAGCAGAGGAUAGAGGAGGAAGAGCGUGUGCGGAAACAGAAAGUAGAGGAGGAGGCGCGGUUAAAGAAGGAAGAAGAGGAGCGGAUACAGAAAGAGGAAGAAGAACGUGCACGCAAGGAGGAAGAGGAGCGCAUUGCUCGGGAGGAAGCUGAGAAGGCUGAGAAAGCGAAGGCGGCGCUGGAAGAGCUUGAAGAGUCUGAGCCGCAGCAGGCUGAGGCAGAGGAGGGUGAGGUCGAGGAGCCCGACGAAAUCCAACCUGCACUUCCAGAGACUCCUGAAGUUACAGAUGACUCGAAGGAGAAGUCGGUUGAGAAGAAUUCCUUACGGAUUGAUACUGCCGUGUCUGUCCCGGAUCUGCAGCGUCGACGACACCCAGGCCCACUUGACCUUUCCUCCGCCAAGAGCCAACCUGUGCCUCAGCCCUUACCUUCAGCCCUUGCGACUGCUCGUGUCAUCGAGGAUAUCAAUAGCGUCUCGUAUCCCGAGGGCAUUAGAAGCCCGAAGGUCGAGUUGAAUGUAAAUGCUCGACAUGGCAAGUUCAGAUAUGACCGAGAUUUCCUGAUGCAAUUCAUGGCUAUUUGCAAGGAGAAGCCUGAAUCGUUACCUCCCUUGGAUGCCAUUGGCCUCGAGCCCGUUGAUCAACCUUUCCCGAUGAGUCGUGGGGGCUCUGGUCGCCGCGCCUCGGCAGCUAUGCCACCUCCGGCCUCAACAAGUCGUUCGGGUGUUGGGCUUGGAAUAUCUGGAUUCAACAAGCCUGGUUCUAACCCCUUCCAAAUGGGCCAGUUCGCCACCCCCACAACGAAGAUGUCAAGCGAAGAACGGUUUGCCAUCUCCAGCUCGUCCCGUUCGACGUCGAUGUCAGGUGGUACUGCGGGCAUACCCUUCAAUCGUGCUCAACCUCUUACUCGCACCUCAAGCCAAGGUGGUCCGAUGGCCAACAAGCGUACUCGCAGCAAGCGCGGUGUGGAUCGUGCAGACGCAAACAAGGCGUACGCAGGCCCAUCGGGAUCAUCAUUCGACACAUCAGCAGCAUCGCAGGCCGGAAUGGCACCCUUUGAGCCCGUUGCGCCCUUGGAGAUAUCUGCUAAUCGAUGGCAACCAACAAGUCUUGGAAAGAGGCCCCAGCAGGCUGACACCGAUUCUCCAGAGAUUGUCGACCGAAAGGUCAAGGGUUUGCUCAACAAGCUCACCAUGGAGCGUUUCGACUCUAUCUCAGAUCAAAUUAUCGCAUGGGCGAACCGGUCGGAGAAGGAGAAAGACGGGCGUACCCUUAUACAGGUUAUUCGACUGGUGUUCGAGAAGGCGACCGAUGAGGCUACAUGGUCUGAGAUGUAUGCGCGUCUAUGUCGAAAGAUGAUGGAGCAAAUCAGCCCGAAGGUCCAGGAUGACGGCAUCAAGAACACAGAAGGCAAACCUAUUGCGGGUGGCCAGCUCUUCCGGAAGUACCUGCUCAAUCGGUGUCAAGAAGACUUCGAGCGAGGGUGGGUUGCGAAGGAGGCGACAGCCGCCGCAGCUGCGACGAGAGCUUCCGAGGACCAAGCCGCAAAGGCUGCUGCUGAGAAAGACGCUGAUGAGAACAUCUUGUACUCGGAGGAGUAUUACGCUGCGCAGAAGGCAAAGCGACAAGGUCUUGGUCUCAUCAAGUUCAUUGGUGAACUCUUCAAAUUGCAGAUGCUCACGGAGCGGAUCAUGCACGAGUGUGUCAAGAAAUUACUCGGCAAUGUGGAGAAUCCCGAGGAGGAGGAAAUCGAAAGCUUGUGCAAGCUCUUGACCACUGUUGGCCAGAUACUCGACACGCAGAAGGCCCGCGCGCACAUGGAUGUGUAUUUCUCGCGCAUGAAGGAGCUUACCAAGAGCUUGAACGAUGUCAUUGAGUUGCGCGAGCGUAAAUGGAUACCUCGUAAUCAAGUGGCUGCACCCACUACGAUCGCCGCUGUGCAUGAAGCUGCUGCGAAGGAGAAAGCCGCGCAUGAGAAGGACGCAUACCAACGGAAUCUCAGCAUGUCUCGUGGUGGUUCAAGACGUGGUGGAGAUCGAGGCGAUCACACUCAGAUUGGACCAGAUGGGUGGGCUGUCGCAGGUGGUUCUGUACCAAGGCCACCUCCCAAGGCUGGAGACUUGUCCAACUUCGGAAAGAUCAGUAAACCAACAUCCAUGACAUUAGGUCCCGCGAGCGUUUUCCAGGGCAAGGAGAAGACCAAGAGUCGCGAAAGCACCAUAUCGCGCGGCGGCUCGUCGAAUAUGUUCUCAAAGCUCAUGGAGAACCCCGAGCUUGCUACGGAGGUCGCGUCGUCGAAAUCUAGCCGACCACCAAGCCGGAAGGCGAGCGUGGACUUCGGUGCCAGCGGUAUGCCGGAGGCUCCCCAGCAGCGAAGGAAGCUGCAACUCCUUCCUCGAUCGGUACCGAAGGCGGAUGAGAUCAAGGCGGAUUCGACACCUGCUUCGGAAGCUGGACAAUCGGAUGAUGAGGGUGGUGAUCCUGCUGCGCCGUCGAUGACAGAAGAUGAGGCCCUGACGAGGGUCAAGGAAGAUUCGAAGGAAUUCUUCAGCAUCCGUGACUUGACCGAGGCUGAAGUGUACUUCAGCAAGCUUCCUUCCGAACACCGAUGGCGGCUCGUGGACAAGUUGGUUUCUUCAGCCAUCGAAUCCAAAGAGUCGGAUGCUCAGCUCGUUGCGGAUUUCUUCUCGCGCGCAAUGUCAAAGAACCUGUGCUCACCGCAGUCCUUCGAAGAUGGUUUCGCGCCUGUGGCCGAAAUCCUCGACGAUGUUGCUAUAGAUGCGCCGAAGGCAUUCAACCUCAUGGCUAUGAUGAUGAAGGGUGCCCGUCUUGACCAAGACGAGGACCGACGGUCACGACUUGCGAGCAAGUCGAUGGACAGUGAUAAAUUACUCGCGUUGUUAUCAUAG